Messenger RNA from Procambarus clarkii (red swamp crayfish), 9167 nucleotides. RefSeq names its product tyrosine-protein kinase Fer (gene FER). Gene Ontology annotation, biological process: peptidyl-tyrosine phosphorylation. The record is from RefSeq and is a predicted model, not a curated record. Gene Ontology annotation, molecular function: non-membrane spanning protein tyrosine kinase activity; ATP binding. NCBI's taxonomy places the organism in Eukaryota, Metazoa, Arthropoda, Malacostraca, Decapoda, Cambaridae.
GUUCUAAUUUCGUUGUACGUCGGUAUAUAUACUGUACUAUGGUCUUCAUCGUUACUAUACUACCAAAACAGGAGCAUGGGCUGCUUUUGUUAUUGAUUUGUGUAUAAAUUAUUUUGCUUAGCUUGUGUACGACUACCAAUAGUAUGAAAGGAUAUAGUAUAAAAUCAGUAAAAUUUCAUACAAUACAUUACAAAUAUUUAGUGUCUUGUGGACAAGUGAUGAUAAAACGCCAACGUGUUCCUAAAAAAAAAAAAUUAUCGGUGGAGAAACACGCAAGUAUACCCUUAAAAUCUUCUGUAACUGUUUACCAGUCUCUUAAGAAAAUGGGAACUGGGCACUCCCCCAGGGUACAUUAUAUUUAGCUACCUGACUGAAUCACAUACCGUCAUCGCAUCCAUUAAGCACACACGCUACAAGUCAAAUUUUCCCCCUGGCUUAUCUCUGCACCGCCACAAGGCGAGACAAUGCCGCCGGUGACCGCAAGUGACAACCUCACUGACAGACGUCUCACCUGUUCUCAGAUUUCAGGGCCGGAGACGGCCACCCUCACCUUGGCUGCUGCUGCUGCCAUCUACCUCCAGUUGGAAACAUGUCGGUGCUAGUGGAGGUGUAGUGCCCGCUCGCUCUCUGGGGAUUUUUACUUGACUUUCCACAAGAGGCGUGACUGAUAGCCGAGGAGAAUCACAACCAGAGGUCGGUGAUGGGGUUCAGCGCGUCCCUGCAGGGAGAGCGGAGCCACGCGGCGCUGCUGGCCCGUCAGGACGCAGAGCUGCGCCUGCUGGACACCAUGCGGCGGGUGCUGGUGGCCAGGGCCAAGUGCGACAGGGACUACGCUGCUGCCCUCACCCACCUGGCCCACACCGCCGCCAAGAUGGACGCCCCGGACAACGUUCUCGACGACUCCCAUCUGCAUAAGGCAUGGCGCAUCAUGGUGGAGGGGCUGGACGAGUGGAGCAGCAUCAUGCGCCAGAAUGCCGACACCCUGGUGCUGGACACGGUGGAGAAGCUGGCCGCCCUCAUCACCGAGAAGCGUGCCUCCAGGAAGGUCUACUAUGAGGAGCACCAGAGGAUCACCAAUGAAGUAACUAGAUUACAAGAAGCUGUUGGAAAAUCCAAGAAUAAUUACGAACAGGCACUGGAAUUUUACAAGACCUCUAAGACGAAAUACGAAGAUCAAUUUCUAAAAGGAAAACCAGGACGCAAGUUGGAUGAGCUGAAGGAACGGUAUCAAAAGGCAUGUAAAAAGCUUCACCAAGUUCACAAUGACUAUGUCCUGUUGCUGUGUGAAGCUGCAGACUAUGAGAGAGACUUCCGAACAGUACUUCUCCCGGGUCUACUCGAGUAUCAAGAGCGAGUACAGGAAGAUAUGAUUGACAAAUGGCGUUCAAUACUGACGGAAGUGUGCGAGUUGACAGACACAACACAAGGUCGGUAUGCCCAGUUACAAACAGAAGUUGCAUCUUCUGUGUCAGCCAUUUCGCCUAAGUCUGAAUACUCGUCCUUCUCAGAGACCAAUAAGAGUUCCCCGCCCGACCCAGUAUCCUUUGAAUUCUGCAGUGAGCUUUUAGGAGAUGGUGUUGGUUCCCUUCAGGCUGGUCAGCUGGCCGUUGACUCGCUCACAGUUGACUCCUUACGACUCAGGCUCAGUGACAUUGAACACAGGUUGAGAGAAGUCACAACAGAGCUUCGUGAAAAACAAAACUUAUUAAACCAACAUGAAACAGAAGUGAUUAACAUCAAGAAGAAUUCUUUGCAAGAUACCAAUAUUGCAUCAAGAUUACCGGUGUUGAAGAGAGCAAGUGAUGUCCUGCGCCGUGAACUGAAUGAGUUACGGUGCAAGGAGUCGUGGCUUCAACAUCAACACAGCCUCAUUCACGACCCACUUGCAGCACUGGGCUGUGAAGAGGCUCCUCAGCCUUGGGAGGCUGCACAAGGUCAAGUCAAUGGUGACUCGGGUUUCAGAUCAAAGUCUUUACUGUCCUUGAAUUUUGCGGGCCUAAAGUCCAAUUCCAUACUCGCUCUCAAUUUUCUGCACCAACGUUCCGACUCGCUCUCGCUCAAGACGCGCUCAGCUGCUAUCAAAGAGCUGCUUCGCAAACCCUUCAACCGUAAGACUAGCGCCUCACCUGCAUCCACACCACCCACCCCCACCAGAGCCAAUACCGAAGAGAGAACCACAGCACCAGACCAACAGUCUCUCACGGAAAUGUCUGCAGAAGGCCAAGCAGAAGUCCAUUCACAAGCAGUUAAUGGUAUACCAGAAUUGACAUAUGACCCGGACCGUUGCUUAGAGGAUGAACCAUGGUUUCAUGGUGUAUUACCACGAGAGGAGGUGGUGCGGUUAUUGGUCAAUGAGGGCAAUUAUCUAGUGAGGGAGACUACACGUAAUGAUGAGCAACAAAUUGUUCUCUCAGUUUGCUGGGGCACUCACAAGCACUUCAUAGUCCAGACCACACCUGAGGGUCACUACAGGUUUGAGGGUCCAGCCUUCCCAACCAUCCAGGAACUAAUCCUUCACCAGCACAGCUGUGGUCUACCGGUCACAAACAAGUCGGGUGCUAUACUUCGCACGCCCAUCUUCCGUGAACGAUGGGAACUAAAUAAUGAUGAUGUUGAGCUGAGAGACAAAAUAGGCAGAGGUAACUUUGGGGAUGUAUACAAGGCUCGAUUAAGGGAUUCGGGACUUGAGGUUGCUGUUAAGACAUGUAGAGUUACACUUCCAGAUGAGCAAAAGAAGAAAUUCUUACAAGAAGGGCGCAUCCUCAAGCAAUAUGACCAUCCCAAUAUAGUCAAAUUCAUUGGUAUAUGUGUUCAAAAACAGCCAAUUAUGAUUGUGAUGGAAUUGGUGCCAGGCGGUUCAUUACUAAGUUUCGUGAGGAACCACAAGGGCCAACUGACAGUGAAGCAGAUGAUGGGAAUGUGUUUGGACACUGCCUCUGGGAUGGCUUACCUAGAAUCCAAGAAUUGCAUCCAUCGUGACUUGGCUGCUAGAAACUGCCUUGUUGGGCACCGCAAUAUAGUCAAGAUCUCUGACUUUGGCAUGUCACGGGAGGAAGAGGAAUAUAUAGUCAGUGACGGCAUGAAACAAAUACCCAUCAAAUGGACUGCGCCAGAAGCUCUCAACUUCGGCAAGUACACUUCCUUGUGUGAUGUCUGGAGUUAUGGUGUUCUGUGCUGGGAGAUCUUCUCCUCGGGCGAAGUUCCUUAUCAUGGCUACUCCAAUACUAAAGCCAGGGAGAUGAUUGAUUCGGGAUACCGGAUGCUGGCGCCUCCCAGCACCCCAGAAGAGAUGUAUCAGCUGAUGCUAAAGUGCUGGCAGUAUGAUCCAGAGAACAGACCACACUUUCCAGAAAUAUAUGCAUCUGUUGACAAUAUAUACACGUCACUAUAGCGAACUGUGUCGUUAGCAAUAUAAAGUGUCAUUAUAGUGAUAUUUCCUAUACUGAGACUUUUAUAAGGACUCUUAUUGGUGAUAUUAGACAGUAUGGAGUUAUUUGAUGUAAAUGGAAAGUAUCUCUAUAUUGUGGAUGGUAAAGUGUGGAUACUGCACGUACAGUACUUUUUUUUUUCUUUUAACCAGCCAAGGUUGUAUAUAUGAUUCAUAGCUGAAUACAUGCUGCAGUACAGUACUUUACCUAGAAUAGUGAAGAUUUACUAUUAGAACCUUUAUAUUUGAGAAAUAUUUUCUAUGUGAAUUAAUUGUAAUUUUGGCUUACAGUACUGGUUGUGUUAAAAUUUGCCUGAUUUAGCUUUGUGGUAACGGGUUUUCAGUAUAUGGGAACACAUUAUGUAGAUUUUUCAGCGAAUGAGGAGGAAUUCUUAAAUGAUUCAGGUAAAGGGAAUUUUGAUAACAAAAUAUGCCAACAAAUCUAUUUUUAUAUCUUAAGGUUUUCAGUGUAUGUUCAUAGUCAAGUGAUUAUCUUGUCAGUCCAUUUAUCUCAGCAGCCAAUAGUGAGACAAAAAAUUGCUGUCAGGUUAGUAAUUAGUUUCUGGAUUAUUAUUAUUAUUUAGACAGUUGUUCAGAAUUAAGGGAGAAAUAGUGCUUGACCUAUUGUUGUUAAGAUUUGAACAGCAAUGAUUGUUGAAAUCCAGUAGCAUAUGCAAGCAUGUUAGUUGGGUGCUUCUGGUCCAUCAGCUUCCUUUGUAAUGCCAUUCUUGUUGAGUUUUAUGGUGCAUCUUUGUAUCAUACAUAAAUAUGAUGAGAUUAUACUUUAUUAGAGACCUAUCACAUUAUGGCUGAACUGGUGGAGGAGCUUUUUGGCUUUCAAAUAUAUAGCUACAUUGGUGCAUUAGCACUGUCAACACAAACGCAAUGUGAAGUUUGUUAUCUGCUAGUUUAAAUGUUUAUAAUGAUAAAUGCCCAUUUCAAUGAGGAGAAACAGAUUCUAUUUAAAACCUAUUGAAUUAGAUUGAGUGUAAUGUACUUUUUCAGCGUAAAGGGGGUUGAAAAAUUAAUACUACCAGCUUAAGCUCAAUGGAAUUUUAAGUAAAAAUAUUAAUUGAUACAAUAAUUUUUGUGCCAAACUUUUGUUGAACCGACACGAUUAGUGGUUUCUCGGCAAUGGAAGAUACGGAUAACUACUGUAUAUAUAGAGUAUGUAUUUCAUAACAAUGGACUUUCAUAAACUGACACCACAAGCUCUUGUUUUGUUUUUUAAUACAUUUUAUAAAAUAAACAGCAGAGCCAUCCAUAUAUGGUUGUUGUUGAGAUUCUAUGUAUAAAUUAUUUUUAGUUUCCUGUGAUAACCACAAUACUGAUUUUUAGUGUACGUGACAAAUAAUAAGAAUUUGUUCCAAGACAAAUUUGCAUGUUUACCGAGCAGUAAGCAGCCACACAUUGGGGUGUAGGCAAGCCAGAUGGGUCAGUCACACUCAAUAACUGGAAAAGAAAAGUGAAAUUAUUCUAGCAUUAUUGUCCCCCAUCAUUAACUACGGCCCUGUCAUUAGUUCAACUAUGACCCUGUUAAAAAAAAUAAAUUGAUUGGAAGCUCACUGUUGUACAUGUACAUUAGAAUACAUUCAUUAUUAGUAUCAUACUAUGGAAAUUCCAAAUAUAAUUGAGUUAAACAAAAGCUUGCUAAUCAUGGUUUUACAUUACAAUAAUUUUGUAGUCUAAUAUUUAUUUUGUUAUAAUAUCUUCAAAUAAUCCUCAUACUGUUUUCAUAAGCAUAAUUUGUGAUUUGCAGUAAAAAUUUAGGCAUUGAUGAAAUUAUUCUAGGGGAAAAAUAUUUUAAAAUUUAAUCCAGCUACUCAAUAGUUAAAAAAAAAAAAGUAAAUUAAUAAGGUGCACAGAUUUUGUAUGUUUAGUGAAAGAAGUGUUUUCAAAGUUGUAGCUACUCUCAUGAACAUGGAGAGUAAGAGGAAUCAUGCAAGUUAGAACCAAAGUCUUGACCCUUUCCCCCCUCGCUGGGUUGAGGGAAUUGGGCAAAUCAAUUUGGCAACAUAGGUGAAGGUGUGUGCCAUAUGUUUACUAAAUAUUUACCAGUGGAUAUGUGCCAUGCAGAGUUGUGGAAUAUUCCAGAUAAAUAAAUUGGACGUUUUUUUUUUUUCCUACUAGAUGUUCAUAUGUGCAUAUUAGAUGUGUACCUGGCACUGCAUGUAAUUGUGUAUGCUUAUUUUAAAUAUAUUUGUUUAUAUCACUGCCUCUUUGUAUGUGGAUGUAUUGUUGAAUUUAACUAUACUGUAUGUGUAUAGUGCUCCCUCAAAAAUUUGGAUCAUAUCAUUCAAGACCCAAUCUGGUUAUGUAUUAAAUCUGUUAUUUGUAAAAGUUGCCCUUUUGACUAUCACAGAAUUGUAUGGAUUUUUUUGUGGCAAAUUAUACAAUACAUGCUUUCAACAUAUUCAGGCAUACAAAUAAUACAGUAUAUAGUGAUUUUGUGUGCCUAUAAAUAAUAAUGAUAAUCACACAGAAAUCAUAUUAACAUGAUAUAUGUGGUUCUGUGAGCCAUAUUAUAUAUGGCUCAUAUAUAUAUCUAUAUAUAUCAUGUUAAUGUGACUGUGAGCCACAUUAACAUGAUAUAUAUGGUUCUGAACAGGACCAGGUUCUGUGAGUCAGAACCUGGUCCCCUCGGUGAGACGCAGGGAGCAAUGGCCUAUGAGCACUUUACACUUAAAGUACUGUAUGUCAUAAUUGCCAUCGACGGGGGAAGGACCCAGAAAGGUGGGCGAAUCAAAACAGUUCACUGGCUAGCCUAUGCAAUCUACAUCCAAAAAGAUAAAAUAACUCCCCUAGAAAGAAACCAAACAUGCAACCCUUCAUGCGACUAGCACUUCCACUUGUUAGCAUUAUCCCUGCCCACGUAGGUGGGGGAGGGGAAGCCUACCACUCUAGUUCUUGAACAAUGAAAAAAAUGCCGACCAGAGGGAGGGAAACUGUCAGGGAGCCUCCGGGGAUCACCCAUAAAAUGCCGUUUCAUUACAUUCAACGCUAGUUUUCUGUGGGGGAGCCCCAUCGGCUUUCUGAAGCUAACUACCCAAAGAUAAGUAAAAGAAGGGACGUACCCAGGAAGUGGCAGCACCACAGGUCUCAAGACGAAGAAGAGAUGGGCACCCCAAAACCACACAUGGCCGGGAAGGAACCGGAACUGUAUCCACUAGAUACUGUACAUGGCAGCCAGGACCCUGCUCGACCUCCAAAACCCCCGCGCCCAAAUGUCUAUCCAAGACACGUCGCCAAAAACCGCUGCGAGAGUAACAUACUUCCGAACGUCAUGGGCACGAGGGUAGAUUGCAGGCUAGCUGAACUUUAUGACACUGCGGACAACCUGAGACACACGAGCCCUGUAACAGGGAAAUCGGAUUCACCCAAAGAGCUUCCACAGUCACAGAACCAGUGGCCAUAAAGCUGCCACUGGACACAACAUGUCAUGCACCCCUGACCUAACCAACCAAGCAUCCACAACCAACGGACCCCUGCGGAAGCCUGCCGUCUCAUUCUUCUACAGAAAUGGAGAAGGCUGCAAACUAAUAAAACAACCACCUGGACCCCAAACAAACAGAACUCCUGGUGUCAGAGAAGAGCAUGAAAGCUCCCCAACCUGACCCCCAAAGACCAAGGCAAAUAAAAACAAGGCCUUCCAAAAGCUUUCCCUAACCAAAGGGGAAAAAAAAAAUAAGGAGAAAAAAGAAAAAGAACACGGUCUAAAGACCAAGAAGGCUCAAGCGACACAUAAGCAGGCCGGAGGUGAGAAAAUGCACGGGAAAGCUUGCAAACGGAGCGGAAGCAACAUCCACCCCGAACACAAGCUGGAGGGCUCUGCCAACACCACGCGAUGAUAAGUGCUAGUGUGAGGCACGAGGUUCCGAUCCAGAAAAAGCAGAGAGAGAGAGAGAGAGAGGACAUAACUACCUGGUCCAAAAUUGAUGAAAACCUUCGAAGAGAAAGAAAGAGACAAAGACCACAAAGAUACUGUCAUACUGUUUGCCGUGAAGAAGACUGCAGGUGGGACAUCAUCAAAGAAGCCACCUGAUCACCAUAUAAAUGGCGAUACACAUGCGUCAGAAAGACCAGACGCGUAGUGCGGAGCAAUAAGGCAAACCAGCAACGUAUCUCGCUGGUCCGAUCUGCUGGAAAAGGCGUUGAUGCGGAAAAAUGCCCGUACUCUGUAAUCUGCUAGUUUCUAACACUCCCAGCCACAAUCACAGUAAUUAAUAACUCUGCCGUCUUGUCCAUGGUAAGGAAGUUCUUUUUAUCCUCAUCUGAUGUACCCAUACCACUCUUGCUGGAUGACAUGGCAUUGAAUUGCAAAUUCAUACAGUGGAACCCAUUAUCUGGAUCCCAUUUUUACCAGAUUCUGUACUAUAAGACAAUUUAUAUGACAUGGCCAUGGAUCACUUUAUUCCUAAGUACCUGAUAGCAACUGGCAAAAGUAUAAAAUUUCAGGUGGGCAGCGGGUUGUUGCCUCUGAAAUCUUUCGUAUUUGUAGCCAUCUCAUAGUACAGCAGAAGAGCUUCUGCCUCAUGCCUGUGGGGCCAGCAGUUCGAAUCUCCUAGUGCCCAAGUGAAUGAAAUGUUUAUUUCCACAAUAGUGUGGUUGAUAAUUUACAAUGUACAUAUGUACACUAUAUCUAUACAUUUGCACAUACAUUUUCUGAACAUGUGUAGUGCCCAUAUGUACAAACAAAACAUCUCUAAAUAUGAGUAUAUACAUACAUAAUGUACAGUGCCUGUACAUAUACUGUAAUAUGCACUUAUGACUACCCAUGUUCUAGUUAACUGGUUGAAUGUAUGUAUGUCAUUAAGUAUCACAGCGUAUCUGAAAGGUGGUAUAUUUGUGUGAUUCGUAAUGUACAGAACUGUAUACUGAUUUUUGUCUAUUUUCUUCAUAACUAAUGUAAACAUUUGAAGAUCUUUUAAAAAAAAUGAAUGAAAGAGAAAGUUAAACGAUUACUAAAGUAUAAUUACUGUAAUAUAUUUUUAAUAGAAUAAGUGAUAAGUAUAAAUCCUUUUGUUAUGAUCUGAAAUUUUUGUAAACAAAUUACUUUUUAAGUGUCAGUGUAUAUGUGUAUUAUAUAUCUAGUCCACUAACAUAUUUCAAGGUAAGAAAAAUGUUGAAUUCUUAGUUGUUAAUUUGGUCUGCUGGGUUUCAGUAGGACGUUGUGUUGUAUAUACAAGCCUCAGUCUCCCUAUUAAUACAAACUUUUUCAACUUUAUACAUUUAUGUUAUAUAUGGCUGUUGAUGUUUAUACAACCUGUGCUAUUCUUAAUGAGAGAAUAAAGUUGAAUAAUGUGUAUAUUCAAAGUAGGUACACAUGAGUAGUUGGAGAUAUUGUAGUCCAUGCACAAUGUGGGGGUUAGAUGCUGUAAGUGUUAAUGCUCCAGACAUUAUGAAAUUGCUAAUUGUGGGGGUGUCGGAACACAUCUAUGAAUCGUAUACUGGCAUGUUUUAUAGUUAGAGAAAAUGGAACUGUAUUCUGUUUUGUUUGCAUACAUUUUUUAUAUAAAGCAUCAAGAGAUAUAUUUUUGAAGAUGAUUCUUUUGAAAUACAGUACUGUAAUUCCAUUGUGAUUACAUAACUGAAACACAGCAGAAAUAUGAAACUGCUUCUUUUGGUAUUUACAGCUAAAUAUCAGAUUUUUGCCUCCUCUGCAAACUAUUAACUAACAUACACAACCUGUUCUUGGUAUUUUCUGUAAGUCAAUUUUCCAUUAAAAUAUUUAAUGCUGAAA